UAACAGUAACUUCGAAUUGGUCUGUGCUCUUUAUCUCCUACUUAAAGCGUUGACAAGUGUCUCUUCAAAAUCUCUCAGGUCAAGUAGCUAUGCCACACGUUUGCGGCUAACCUUAAGGUUGACGAUGAUCGGACAGCUACAGACUUUUGAGUAUGAAACGCAACGAGUGGAUUUACUACGAUGGGUUCCAGUGCGUUGAGCGUGUUCUUGGGCACCAUUUCCGGCAAUGAGCAAGUGCCCACCGGCUCAUCGAGCUCGAGGACGCGUGGGAAUAACAUGCCAAGAUACGACGAGGGUUUGAGACCGAGGAAGAGAAGUUCUGAGCCGGUGCAGCUCUUAGAGAGUCAGCACAACGGUAUAAUUGCUUUACUGUGCAAGAUGCUCUGCGUUUCGAUUGUCGUGAGCCCCCUUGCCCUUCCCUACUGCUGGAGCGGCCCGUCUCGAGCACGAACGCCCAUGAAUGUGACAACCACGACAAACGUGAAUCCAUUAGAAAUUUCUGCUUCGUUCUGGUGUGUCAAUUGUCUUUGAGUAAGCUACAAUCGGAGCAGAAACGAAAAGAUACAGCACCCGAGUAUUCCCAGCUGGUCUCCCACGCUAGUACUGACUGGGCCCUAUGAUGCUUAACUUAGGAGAUCGGACGGGAUCCUGUGCUUUCAUCAUGGUAUGGCCGUAUCUGACAGUAUGUCC
Messenger RNA from Saitoella complicata NRRL Y-17804, 690 nucleotides. RefSeq lists its product as uncharacterized. The record is from RefSeq and is a predicted model, not a curated record. Bases 181 to 531 code for a protein of 116 amino acids. The transcript has a single exon. Lineage: Eukaryota; Fungi; Ascomycota; Saitoellomycetes; Saitoellales; Saitoellaceae.